Molecule: messenger RNA, 1095 nt
Organism: Jatropha curcas
Lineage: Eukaryota; Viridiplantae; Streptophyta; Magnoliopsida; Malpighiales; Euphorbiaceae
Product: histone H3.2
Cellular component (GO): nucleosome
Molecular function (GO): protein heterodimerization activity; structural constituent of chromatin; DNA binding
Source: RefSeq, a predicted model, not a curated record
CGUCACACAUAUUGAGAGAAAUCUCAACCGCUAAAAAGAUUAUGAUCUACGGUUCAAAGCCUCUAUUAGAAGCGCUAGAUUUUCAGAGAAAGCGCUAGUUGUAAGACACAAAAUUUCAAGUUGCCGCUGUGAAAACUAUUCUCAUUGGUCCACUCGCACUAUGCAGGGAUCGCGAUCCGUGUUGCAUUCCUCUAAAUAUUUUCAGCCGUCGAUAACCAGGACACUGGACGGCUCAAACUCAUUCUCCCGCUUACAAGCCAGUGGUUACUUUUCACUCAAUUUCAAAUGCCUCCACCAAACAAAAUUUCGCAAAUUUUGAAUUCUCGCGGUUCCGCAAACCCUCCCUUAUAAAUAAUCUCCAAGUCUCAUUCUCCUCAUCACUUCUUCCAGAAUAAUAGUACUUGCUCUCGAUAUUCCCUUGGCUUUUCUUUAUUUUCUGCAAGUGAAGAGCAAAUGGCACGUACUAAGCAGACUGCUAGAAAAUCCACAGGAGGCAAGGCCCCUCGCAAGCAGCUGGCGACAAAAGCUGCCCGUAAGUCGGCACCAGCCACCGGAGGAGUGAAGAAGCCCCAUCGUUUCAGGCCAGGAACCGUCGCUUUAAGAGAGAUCAGAAAGUAUCAGAAGAGCACUGAGCUUUUGAUCCGCAAGCUCCCUUUUCAGAGGCUUGUGAGGGAAAUUGCUCAGGAUUUCAAGACUGACCUCAGGUUCCAAAGCAGCGCUGUUGCAGCUCUUCAAGAGGCUGCCGAGGCUUAUCUCGUUGGGCUCUUUGAGGAUACAAAUCUCUGCGCUAUUCAUGCCAAGAGAGUCACAAUUAUGCCCAAAGAUAUUCAAUUGGCUCGAAGAAUUAGAGGUGAAAGGGCAUAAACGGAUUGUUAAUAAUAUGUUUGGUAGAUCUGUAUUAGGAUUCAAUUUCUGUUUCUAGAUUGUUCUGAAUCUUGUUAGAUCUGGCUUAUUUUGUUUUUCUUUUAGGCUUUGUUAUUGACUUAUCAAGUUGUGAUAGAUCUGGAAUCCAACGGAUGAAUAUAUUUGCUUCAAAUGUUUUAUUAAGUGGCUGGUUAUGAUCUGAAUUGAUCUCUUCAGUAUAUGUUUUUAUGA